CUCUUUCACCACUGAAGCUUGUAUGCACAGCUGCUGCAUCGUGUUAGUCUCUAGAACGCCCAUCUGUGCAUGGUCUGUCGCAAAAAUAAAAUCAAACCUAAUCGAAUCCGACCCGUGUUUUCCCUGCAGACACCAUGUGUGAGCUUUUCUGACAUAAUACGAUAUCUCUGUGGUAUAUCUGAUCUAUUUGAUCUCGCUCGCGAAUAAUGUCUGGAAGCGUUUCGUAAAAUCGAGCUAAGGCUAAUUACGGUAGUUUGCCCAUACCUAGUGCUGCUGGUGAAACAGUCGCUGUCGCAUUGCUAGAAUGCCAUCUGACGGACAGUAAACAUACGUGUAUUACUGCGAAUUAGGUAUCGCUACUUCGACCGUCGAAAAAGAAUACACAAGGGAAAAAAUCUGCUAUUCUACGCCACUGCGGCAGUCAGAACCAACAAACUAGCGUCUCGCACUAAAUUUCGAUGAACUUAUUUCGUUUCCAGAGGCCGACUGUUGGCCUGUGUAUUACUUCUUCUUGUAAUGGUUAUCCUUCUCGUCGUCGUAAGAGCCUGGAUGUUCCUCAACCAAGAUACAGAAUACAUCCACCAUCAAAUCCCAUCGACGACGUCAAAGGUCACACAUGGCACAUCCACCACAACACAGGAUACAACGACGCCAAAACUCGCACAGAGCACAACCACCACAACAACUACGAGGGGUCCACUGACCGACGAAGAACUGACUGAACUGGCAGAAACACGUCCCAUCACAGUCCUUUUCGUCGGUGAUCGCAGCUACAGCACGAUAUCGAAGGAACAAUUCAUGAUAUAUGCACAAAGCCAGCUUAAUCUGAUGAAUGCAGCCUUUGCGGAAAAUAACAUCAAGAUGAAGAUGAAAGUUUACGACACCUAUGUGAUGAAUGAGGAACAGGACAGGACCCACCUCCUGGAAAUUCCUGGUAGACAGCUUCCGUCAAUUAACACAGAUAAAUGCCAUGAGACACUUAAGGAUAAACUUGUUGAGUACCCUGGGACCAACGAGUCCGACAUCGUCUUCGUAGUAACGAGAAAGAUUCUCAGCGACGAAAGUAAGAGGUAUUAUUGGAGUAAGUAUACAAGGCACAGCAAGUAAUAAGCACAGCCUGGUAGAGAAAACAAUGGGGUCAAUAUGAUAGAUGUAGGGUUUGCCGGCCCGGUGACAUGUUGUGCGUGCCACAGGGUAGGACUGCGGAUAAUUUCGACCACACGAGGUUCU
Molecule: messenger RNA, 1230 nt
Organism: Ornithodoros turicata
Lineage: Eukaryota; Metazoa; Arthropoda; Arachnida; Ixodida; Argasidae
Exons: 7
Coding region: 517-1107 (196 amino acids)
Source: RefSeq, a predicted model, not a curated record